CAGGUAACCUCCCCUCAGCUCCCACCCCACACAAAACCGGCACCCCCGGCAGCGGGGUGGAGCUGCGGCGCUGCGAGCGGAGCCUCUCGCAGGGCCAUGGGAACGUGAGCACACGGGAGGGACCUGGGAGAGGAGCUGCGAGCCCUGGGUAGGUGACAGCCAGCCCCCACCAUGGUGUCCAUGGGGCUCCAGCUGCUGGGCUACACCGUGGCCUUCCUGGGCUACAUCGGCACGCUGACGGCCACGCUGCUGCCCAGCUGGAAGACCAGCGCCUACAUCGGCUCCAGCAUCGUGACUGCUGUCAGCUUCACCAAGGGGCUGUGGAUGGAGUGUGCCACCUACAGCACGGGCAUCACCCAGUGCGACAUCUACAGCUCCCUGCUCAACCUGCCCGCCGACAUCCAGGCGGCACAAGCCCUGAUGGUCAGCUCCUGCGCCGUGUCCUCCCUGGCCUGCCUGCUCGCCGUCGUGGGCAUGAGGUGCACCGUCUUCAGCCAGGGCUCGCCGGGCAAGGACCGGCUGGCGGUGGCRGGGGGCGCAGUCUUUGUGCUCGGGGGGCUGCUCUGCUUCAUCCCGCUGGUGUGGAACAUCCACGUGGUGCUGCGGGAUUUCCGCAACCCCGUCCUCCCCGACAGCAUGAAGUUCGAGCUCGGGGAGGCUCUUUACCUGGGCAUCAUCUCCUCCCUGCUCUCCCUCAUCGGCGGCUUCAUCCUCUGCGCCUCCUGCCCUSCCCGGGAGCCGACGAUCGCCUAUUCCAGCGCCCACCAGCCCCAGCUGCUGGCRAGCAAGAGCCCCCGGCCCUCUGUCAGCCAGGUGCAGAAGACCAAGAGYGAAGUCAAUUCCUACAACCUGACAGGAUACGUGUAGUGGCUGCAGGUGGGAAGCAGGCUGGCAGCUCUCCCGGCUCCCCAGAGUGUCCGGGCUGGCACCAAGGGAACGCGGUAAGAGCAGUGGACACGGCGGCAUCGCCCGUGCUCAGCCCUCUCACGUGCUCGGGGGGGUGACCCCGUUCUCUCCCUGGGAUUCUGAGAGCCUUGUGACUGCUUGGAGAUCCCAGCCGGUGGCUUACGUUGAUGAAGGACCCUGAAUCCGGCUUCUGUUCCCUACUCCAUGCUGCCAGCUCGCAGGCAGCCCCUGGCACAGCGGGACCCCAGCCUGCAGCCCCAAUGAACCUGCCURGACGGGGGGAGUGGGCUUGUGGCCCCAGGGACCAGCCCGCUGGCCAUGGAGGCAUCCCAGCAGGGUCAAGGGCAUGUGCGUGGGUCUGGAGUCGCUGCUGGGGGGGUGAGUGCCGGUUGCAAACCGAUGUCGCAAUAAAUAUGUCUUUCUAGCCAGACUGUAUCCGAGCUUU
Messenger RNA from Malurus melanocephalus (red-backed fairy wren), 1351 nucleotides. RefSeq names its product claudin 2 (gene CLDN2). The coding region runs from base 172 to 867 and encodes 231 amino acids. The transcript has a single exon. Gene Ontology annotation, biological process: calcium-independent cell-cell adhesion; bicellular tight junction assembly. Gene Ontology annotation, cellular component: bicellular tight junction; plasma membrane. The record is from RefSeq and is a predicted model, not a curated record. Gene Ontology annotation, molecular function: structural molecule activity. NCBI's taxonomy places the organism in Eukaryota, Metazoa, Chordata, Aves, Passeriformes, Maluridae.